AUGGCUGUCUUUCCGAGACUUCGUGAGUUUGGAGAACCAAAACUUCACGGCUUCAGCCAAUGUGAAUUCAUCCAUGACACACCGCUAGGACAAUUCGCGUCUUUUCUAGCAGAUUGUCUGGAAGACUCUCCACGAAACGCUCCAGUAAUAAUUCGGAGUGAGCAGCGUCGUUCAAAGUUGGCAGCUCUCGAUCCAACAGGGCGCUCAGGACCACGGCGUGGGACAGAGGGUCCGCCCCAACUCAGAGCUGCACCGUCUGGAAGCUCCGCAACACCUUCUGGCGGUUGGCCGGGGUAUCGAAACCCGCGAUCAGAGCAUCCUUCGCGGCGGUCCACUUCAUCUUCUCCGGGCCCCUUCGCACCACAUCCAACACCACCCGCGCCCGGCCCUUGA
Molecule: messenger RNA, 393 nt
Organism: Echinostoma caproni
Lineage: Eukaryota; Metazoa; Platyhelminthes; Trematoda; Plagiorchiida; Echinostomatidae
Source: the annotation of a GenBank genome assembly